Thamnophis sirtalis is the source of this 2803-nucleotide messenger RNA. Lineage: Eukaryota; Metazoa; Chordata; Lepidosauria; Squamata; Natricidae. The record is from RefSeq and is a predicted model, not a curated record.
GCAUUGAUCUAGAGAACAUUGUUUACUACAAAGAUGAUACCCACUAUUUUGUCAUGACUGCCAAAAAACAGAGCUUGCUGGACAAAGGAGUCAUAUUACACGAUUAUGCAGACACAGAACUGUUACUGUCACGGGAGAAUGUGGACCAAGAGGCUCUGCUCAGCUACGCCAGGGAAGCUGCUGACUUCUCAACGAAUCAGCAGCUGCCAUCGCUGAACUUUGCCAUCAACCACUACGGACAGCCCGAUGUGGCAAUGUUUGACUUCACGUGCAUGUAUGCCUCAGAGAAUGCAGCCAUGGUCCGAGAAUUGAAUGGCCACCCGUUGCUGGUGGCAUUGGUUGGGGACAGCUUGUUAGAGCCAUUUUGGCCAAUGGGAACUGGAAUAGCCAGAGGCUUUCUUGCUGCCAUGGACUCUGCAUGGAUGGUACGAAGCUGGUCAUUAGGAACAGGUCCUUUGGAGGUCCUUGCAGAAAGAGAGAGCAUCUAUAGGUUGUUGCCUCAAACUACGCCAGAAAAUGUCAGCAAGAACUUCAGCCAAUACAGCAUUGAUCCUGUCACUCGAUACCCCAACAUCAAUAUCAAUUUCCUAAGGCCAAGCCAGGUACGUCACUUGUACGACACAGGAGAUCUGAAGGAUAUUCAUCUGGAGAUAGAAAAUUUGGUGAAUUCCAGGACACCAAAGUUAUCGCGGAAUGAGUCUGUGGCCCGUUCUAGCAAACUUCUGGGCUGGUGUCAGAGGCAGACAGACGGCUAUGCUGGUGUGAACAUAACAGAUCUUACAACGUCAUGGAAGAGUGGCCUUGCACUGUGUGCUAUUAUUCAUCGAUUUCGUCCAGACUUGAUAGAUUUUGAUUCUGUAGAUGAAUACAACAUCGAGAAGAAUAAUCAGCUAGCAUUUGACAUUGCUGAGAAAGAGCUUGGAAUUUCUCCCAUCAUGACUGGCAGAGAUAUGGCAUCAGUUAGUGAACCAGACAAGUUGUCUAUGGUCAUGUAUCUCACCCAAUUUUAUGAGAUGUUCAAGGACUCUCUUCCUUCCAAUGAUAAUCUGGAACUGAAUGCAGAAGAAAAAGCUGCUUUAAUCACUAACACUAAAUCACCAAUUUCCUUCCUAAGCAAGUUGGGACAGACUAUUUCACGGAAACGGACCCCAAAGGAUAAAAAGGAGAAAGAUCUGGAUGGCUCAGGAAAAAGGAGGAAAACCAGCCAGUCAGAAGACGAGGACACUUCCAGAAGCUGUCGUGAAGACAGGCCCACCCUUGUAAGUGCCCUGACCGAGAGAAGGAUUGAUGCCGCCAUCGGGAACCAGAAUAAAGUGAAGUCUAUGGCAACACAGCUGCUAGCCAAAUUUGAGGAGAACGCUCCUGUACAGUCCACGGGUCUCCGGAGACAGCCUUAUCAAGACCGUGCUCUCAGCCAUCCUGCCUAUCGACAGCGAGAGCAGGGCCGCCAUGCCCCAAUACCUCAGUGGAAACAGGGUUCAUUAAAAAAAGAAUUCCCCCCCAAUGUUGGAGGCAGUGAUGUCUGCUACUUCUGCCACAAGCGGGUUUAUGUGAUGGAGAGGCUCAGCGCUGAGGGCAAAUUCUUCCAUCGCAGCUGCUUUAAAUGUGAAUACUGCGCCACCACUCUACGCUUGUCCUCCUAUGCCUACGAUUUGGUGGACGGAAAAUUCUACUGCAAACCUCACUACUGUUACAGACUUUCAGGUUAUGCCCAGAGGAAGAGGCCAGCAGUGGGUCCAUUGUCAGGAAAGGACAACAAAGGGACUGUACAGGACAACAUGGCGGCUGAUGGUGCAGGGCGUGCCAAUUCCAUCUCAGCCUCUUCAGAGAAGACCCCAGCUCCCAACAUAAAUGGCGUAGAGGAACCGAGCCUUGCUAAGAGACUGCGUGGCACACCAGAACGGAUUGAGUUGGAGAACUAUCGGCUCACGUUACAACGGGAAGAAGACUUGGAGGAAGUGCCAGAGGAGACAUUGGCAGAGCACAACCUCAGUAGCGUGCUAGACAAAGGAACAGAAGAGGAUCUACCCAGCAGUAGCUCAGAAUCUGAGAUAGAGGAGGAGGAGGAGGAAGAGGAAGAGGAGGAGGAGGCAGCAGAGCAGCCCAAGCAACCGACCUCCGAUCUGGGUGGCGUGCCAUGGAAAGAGGCUGUGCGAAUACAUGCCAUGUUGAAAGGGAAGAGUGAGGAGGAGCUGAAGAUUGAGAAAAACCAUGAUCAUGAAAACCAGGAGGAGGUAGAAGAAGAGGAGGAGGAGCUAGAGGAGGAGGAAGAAGAGGAGGAGGAGGAGGAGGAAGAAGAAGUCUCUAGCGAAGCUGGAAACCUGAGGCUGCAGCAGAUAGUAAAUCCAAUUGAUCCCCUGGAAAUCUUGGCUGAUGUGCAUUGGACACACAUCCAUCAGAAGGAGGAGGAGGAAAAAGUGGGUCCCACUUCUAAGUCCUCCACCUCAAGAGCUCUGUGUGAAGAGAAUGAUGAUGAAGAUGAAGUGGGUUCUGAGCCUGCAGAAGCGAUUGAAGAUGGAGACACUGGGGCAGAGUUGGAUGAUGAUGACAUCCCUUCUGAUGCAGAGGCAGAGUGUCGCAUCCAUCAAGAAGAAAAAGAAAAAGGAGAAAAAGAAGAACUGAAAGUCUCUGAGCUCAAGGAAGCAGAAACAGCCACCCCUUUCAUUAUGGCGGAAGGUACUAAACUUUUCAGCACUGCAGAGCACACUGGAUUGGCUAAGAACCUGUAGGCCAAAUUACACAGUUUUUCCUGUUUUUUAAUUUAGAAUAAGUCAAAGAACGAUUCCCAUUAACGGUGUUUUCA